Salvelinus namaycush (lake trout) is the source of this 3398-nucleotide messenger RNA. Its product is annotated as eukaryotic translation initiation factor 3 subunit A-like. NCBI's taxonomy places the organism in Eukaryota, Metazoa, Chordata, Actinopteri, Salmoniformes, Salmonidae. The record is from RefSeq and is a predicted model, not a curated record. The coding region runs from base 327 to 3398 and encodes 1023 amino acids. The transcript has 11 exons.
CAUAGUGUCAGGUGGCACCACUCAACAUCGGAAAUGCAUUGCGUAUGGUAUAUUUUGCAUACCCACUCUUAUCACCUGCGUGUGUCAAUCAAUCUGAAAGUGUGCGCAUUGAGCGACGCGAGAGAGCGAUGAUCAUUGGCGAGAUGGGCAAGGAGGGGUGGGACGUCAGAGAAUGUCCUUCCCGGUUGGACAAGAGAGCGUGGCUCACGCAAGUGUCAAAGAGACUCUUCCAAGUUCCGAAGCUGGAUGCGUUCAAUUAAUUUGGCAGAAAAGGAUUGAUACACAAUUGCCAUUUAUAAGGUGCUGGACAGAGCCACGAGGGGACAAUGUCUGACAGCAGUGGUGCUGCCAACAGCAAUAGCUGGACUGUCCUCACAGCUGAGGAGACUGUUGCUGAGACACUGAGGCCUGUAGAGGAGGGAACAGAGCACCAUGAAGAUACACCCAGUCAUACUGCUGCAGGGAAACCUACAGAGAGUAGGCCUGGGGAGGAUGCAGUGUCUGCUGAAGAGUCUCACUCUGUGAAGCUACAGCAGGAGACCCAGGAAACACAACCAGAGAGAGACAAGGAUUACACCCCUGUUGUAGAGAGUCCCACCCAUGACCUUCCCUUUGACCCUGCCCUUGACUCCACCUCUGCUAGUGUUGCUCCUCCGAGCUCUCUGUUAGAAGUCCCCGCCCCCACAGGCCUUGACCCAGAUACACACAGCCAAUCCAGAAGCCUCCCUGGGAACCCAGCCCCUCCCAUCUCUGACCCUGAUUCGUUCUCUGACUCCUACACCCACAUUAGCUCCUCCCCCGACCUUGAAGAGCCCCCUGCCUUGCUGCUCAACACUGAGCCACCGGAAGAGGUGGGGCUUGUACAGGAAGCGGAGGGGUAUAUACAGGAUGUGCAUCAUCAUUAUGAGGAGGGGCUUGGGCAGGAAGAGGAGGAGUCUGAUCUGUCUGAGGUCGGGGCCAAGACAGACUCCCAUCUGGAAGCAGAGGUGGUGGGGGAGGAGGAAGGGGUGUCAGGGGUGAGGAGGAGGAGGGGGUCUCUCCUGGUGGCUCUGGAGCGGAUCGGAAGGAAGGAGGAGGAGGGGGAGGAUGAGUUCCGGAUUCCGCAGCAGAGGGAGCAAGAGGAGACUGGUUUCUCUCUCAACAAGUGCAUCCUAGGAGCUGUCAUACUGCUGGGCCUCGGAACCAUCUUCUUCUCAGGUGUCUUCAUGGACCUGGAUGGUGAGGGGGACUAUGAUGCCAGGGAGCUGAGAGAAACAGAGGUGGUGGGAAAACAGGAAUGGCUGAAUCCUGAGGUUCCUCUUCCUCUUGACAGUACAGACCAACUGAAUAAACUGGCUAAAGAAGACCCACGGAUAGCUGUACUGCAAGCCCAACUCAUGGCACAGAAAGAGGAGCUAAAAGUAGCCCAGAAGGAGGCGGAGGAUGGAGGGAAGGAGAGAAAGAAGAGAGAGGAGGUGGAGAAGGAGCACGGUAGGCUGAAGAAAGAGAUGACAUCACUCCCUGUCCUUCAGAAGGAGAACGAGAGGAUGAAGAGAGAGCUGGAGUCUGUUCCUGUCUUACAGAAGGAUCUAGAGACACUCAGAGCCACAGUGACUGAACUAAAACACAGCACAGCCAAAGAAGCAGCAUCACCUCCAGUCUCUGCCUCUGUCCCGCCCCCCUCUGGCCAAGCUGGGGAUGACAGCCAGAACACAGCCGGAACGAUAGAGAGGGAGGGCAAGAAACCAGGGAAGGGAGAGAAAACAGAUCAAAAAGAGUUGAAGGAAGAGAAGACAGAUUGGAAUAAGGGAGGGAAGACAGAUUGGAAUAAGGGAGGGAAGACGGAUUGGAAUAAGGGAGGGAAGAAGGAUUGUGAGGUAGAAAAAGAGUGGAGAAGUGGAAAAUAUGACCAGGAGAAAGAAGGAAAAGAGGAGAAAGAGUGGAAGAAGAAAGAAGACAAGAAGGGAGAAUGGAAGAAAGAUGAAUCUAGCAGAGGGGAUGAGGGCAAACCAUGGAAGGACAGAGGAAACAAGAUGGAAUGGAAGGAGAAGAGUGAGAAAAAAGACUGGAAGGUGGAGAAAGAUUGGAAAAAGGGAAAACCUGAAAGAUGGAGUGAUAGCAAGGAGUGGAAAAAAGGCAAGGGUGAGCAGAAGGGAAAAGAGGAGAAAAAUCAAAAGAAAGGAGGUUGGGUUGAGUGGAAGGGAGAGAAGAAUGGGAAUGAGGACAAAAAUCGAAGAAAAGGAGGUUGGAAUGAGGGCAGGGAUGAGUGGAAGGGAGAGAAGAAUGGAAAAGAGGACAAAAAUCUAAGAAAAGGAGGUUGGAAUAAGGGCAGGGAUGAGUGGAAGGGAGAGAAGGAGUGGAAGAACGACAGGGAUGACUACAAGGACCUUGGCAAAGGAUGGAAGGAGAGAGGAGAGAAAAAGGAGUGGAAGGGAGAGAAGAAUAGAAAAGAGGACAAAAAUCUAAGAAAAGGAGGUUGGAAUGAGGGCAGGGAUGAGUGGAAGGGAGAGAAGAAUGGAAAAGAGGACAAAAAUCUAAGAAAAGGAGGUUGGAAUGAGGGCAGGGAUGAGUGGAAGGGAGAGAAGAAUGGAAAAGAGGACAAAAAUCUAAGAAAAGGAGGUUGGAAUAAGGGCAGGGAUGAGUGGAAGGGAGAGAAGGAGUGGAAGAACGACAGGGAUGACUAUAGGGACCUUGGCAAAGGAUGGAAGGAGAGAGGAGAGAAAAAGGAGUGGAAGGGAGAGAAAGAUUGGACAAAGAAAGACGUCAGUAAAGAGUGGAAGAGUAAGGACAACAGGAGAGAAAAUGAGUGGUCUGAUGGAAAUAGAAAGAUGGAAGGCUUGAAGGAGAGAAACGGUGGAAACUGGGAAAAGGACAGAGGGAAUGACAAGUACGAGAAGGACCACCACCACUACUCUAAGGAAGGGCAGAAAGAGAAAGAGAGGAGAAAGAGAGAAAAGGGCCCUACCCAAACCCACCGCAGACCCCCCCUUGAGCAACCUGACUACUGGAGUCACCAGAGAGAACGACUGCAGCACAAACCCAACCCUCAAACCCACUGCAGUUCAGUGGAGGCCUGCGCCCAGGCAGAGGGGCUGCUCCCUGUCACCAUGCCGGAGUUUGAGGCCCUGCUCCUGGGUUACCUGGUCAAGGCAGAGAGGGUGGGGGUGGAGGCCUCCAAGAGGGAGGAGCUCAGUAAGCUAACCAAGGAGUUCUUCAGUGACGGAGUGUUCGUUCAUGACCAGAUGAGCUUCAAGGACUUUGUGGAGGAUGUGGAUGACAUCUUAGAGGAUAUGGUGGAGGAUGAGGAGGUAGAGGAGGAGAUGGAUGACUUUGAGGAAGAAGCCAUGAACAGGUUUUCAGUUCUAGGGGGAGGAGAGAGGGAGAAGUGGAGGAAGGGGAGUGGGAGAGGACGGGUAUGA